This is a messenger RNA of Pollicipes pollicipes, 1027 nucleotides long. Its product is annotated as translation initiation factor IF-2. The transcript is spliced from 8 exons. The record is from RefSeq and is a predicted model, not a curated record. The coding region runs from base 1 to 990 and encodes 329 amino acids. NCBI's taxonomy places the organism in Eukaryota, Metazoa, Arthropoda, Thecostraca, Pollicipedomorpha, Pollicipedidae.
AUGACGACGCCCACCCUUUUGGGAGCGGUUGGCCACCGUCCUUGCCGUGAUUCCACAGACGAGCAGUGUCUGACUGACCGGUGGCGUCGGCCUGUCCUCAGCAGCGGCGGUGUCAAGAAGGGCAUCUCGUCAGUGUUCAGCAAGCUGGCGGCGGAUCGUGUGGCCCGCAGCCGGGAGGACCGCGACGGCGGCGAGCCGGCCAAGCCCAGGAAGCCGGCCGACACGGCCGACAGCGACUCGUCGGCCGGCUCCGGGAGUGCGGACAGCUUUCUGAACCACCUGCUGUCGCCUCCGGUGGUGCCGCCGGCUGAGGAGGGCGCCGAGCCGGCACUGCGCCGCCCGGCCGGCCUCGCCGGCACCGACCUGCUGGCGGAAAUGCGCGCCAAACAGGAGAAGCGCGCCAGUCUGACGCCCAAACACACGCCCGAGGAGCUGGAGGAGCGCUCGCCGCUCCAGGAGGUGAAGGGUCGCAGCGCCGCCCUGGCCGCCGCGCUCAAGUCGCCGUCGGCCGGCCACCACGGGCCGCCGUCGAUCAGUCCCAAACCCAGCCUGGCCAGUAAGCCUAAGCAGGCGUCCCCCGUGCCGGGCCUGGCCAAGCCGCCGCCGCUAGGGCCGAAGCCGCGGCCCAAGUCCAUGGCCGGCCGCACUGAGACCCGCUGCUCCGGUGGCGGCAACACGUCGGGAGACGAGACGCCGCCGGCGGACGUCGGUCCAAGCUCUGACUCGUGGACCGGACGGCAGAUGGCAGACGGCGCCGCAGCUAACAGCUCGAGCCGCGCUAGCGACUCGCCAACAGAUGGGAGCGGUGCGCCCAGCGCCCAACGCCAACCCAAACGGUUAACGUCGGCAGAACUCGAGAGUCUGCUGGAGAGCUCAGUUGACGGGCCGCCGCCGAGCGAGCCGAGCAUCGCUGACGGCGUGUCGCCGUCGCCCGUGCCAAACCUGAUCCUCGACCAGGCGUACUCGCUGGAUGACGUCAUCAACGUGUGACGCCGCCGGGCCGCGCCGGUCGAGCCCCAGCUCAAAC